AUGGAUUCUCCCACGACGGAAGCGACUGCUGAAGAGAACAAUGACGAACUGAAAACACUCAUCAUACAAGAGAUACGAAAUUGUAAAGAUGCCCUCAAGCUUACUAACCUUGAGUGGCAAAAGAUGAAAGAGCAAGAAGCCAGUGUUGUUGAAGCUGAGAAGAAUGCACUGGAUGAAGCCCAUGAACGCAUCAAGCAGCAAGAAUGCACUUACGAAGAAACGAACAAGUUGUUUAAAACCUUGCCGACAAAACAUAAGGCCUUGCUUAUUGAGGAGUCUUUCCAUGCAAUCAAGACUGCAAAAGCGAAACUUCGGGAGGAGAAUUUGUGUCGGGCUCAAGCUUCCACAGCUGCUUACGAGAGAGAGACAAGGAUACUUGAGGGAAUGAUUGUAAAGCUUCAGCAGGUGGCUGAGAUGGCUGGCAUCCUUCUGGACGAUGCAAUCACUGUUGAGCAGAACACUAUUGGUUUCACUAACUCUGCUGAAAACUUUCAACUCUCUCGUCCAGCUUUGCUCUUUCCUGCAGCCUGGUUAAGUCGUCUUGAUGCUGUUUUGGCCCAAGCAACGGUACCUGACCGUCCCGCUUAUGUGCAUGCCGCAUCAGAUGUCCAACGUCGCCCAUUAGGCUCGGGCAUGCAACAGCGUGUCGAGAAAGACCUACGAGAUUAUAUUAAUUCAAGAGUUCAUUCGAAGAAUGAACGUACACUACCGGACAGGACACACAAAGAGACACCACAUGAACCCUCAACACCGGUUCGACCAAAUACUCCAAAGCCUGACCCAGAACGCGAAACGAUGGGUGAUUGGAUGGUAUGUUUUGUAAAACAGGGUCAGGACAUCAUUUGUGAGGUCGAGAAAAGAUACGAGCAUGAGAUCGAUGUGGCCAGCAGGCAGUACGAAAAGGAGGACCGCGCUACCGAAAUAGCUCUCCGAAAGGUUGAUGAACAAUAUUCACGGGCUUUGCGAUUGAAGAAGAUAAUGGAGCUCUUUUGGGAAACAGAGUACACCAAUGAAUGGAACGAAGGAAGGAAGAUUAUAGAUGAGGACCUAAAGUUCAUCCGGCAAGAACGGAAAGAGCUCACCAAUCGCCAGCCCAGAUGCGAGGAACAUCUCCUCAGACGUCAAAAUAAGGCCGGCGCACUCUUGGAAAAGCAGUCAAGGUUCUAUAAGGCUCUUCUUUGUCGAGUCGAAAUGAAGCUGCCAGUCUCAACCAAAACUCGGGCGAACUCAACUGAAGCGUUUGCAAAGCCCAGACCAUCCAUCGCAUAG
Bipolaris sorokiniana ND90Pr is the source of this 1269-nucleotide messenger RNA. RefSeq lists its product as uncharacterized. NCBI's taxonomy places the organism in Eukaryota, Fungi, Ascomycota, Dothideomycetes, Pleosporales, Pleosporaceae. The record is from RefSeq and is a predicted model, not a curated record. The coding region runs from base 1 to 1269 and encodes 422 amino acids. The transcript is spliced from 3 exons.